Molecule: messenger RNA, 3562 nt
Organism: Cervus elaphus (red deer)
Lineage: Eukaryota; Metazoa; Chordata; Mammalia; Artiodactyla; Cervidae
Gene: LPAR1
Product: lysophosphatidic acid receptor 1
Exons: 4
Coding region: 308-1402 (364 amino acids)
Biological process (GO): neurogenesis; phospholipase C-activating G protein-coupled receptor signaling pathway
Cellular component (GO): membrane
Molecular function (GO): lysophosphatidic acid receptor activity
Source: RefSeq, a predicted model, not a curated record
CUGUUCCGGGUGUGGGUGGGUGUCCAUGCCCGCGGGCCAGCCUGAAGGAGCGAGGCGCUGCCGGCCUCCCCAACCAGUUGACCGAGCCUGGGGAGAGCAGUUGCCGCAGCCGCCCGGGGCCCCCGCCCUCCGGUCCUCAGCGCGCCUCGGGGCCCACGCUGUGUCUGCGAUCGGGACCCGCCCAAGUGACACGUCCACGGUUGCUCCUAGCAUGACCACAGUCUGAUCAGCAGCCAGGAGCAUCUGACCCCCGUGUUGUGCGCCUCAGGGCUGGGGCCUGCUCACCGCCCACGCCGCCAGCGCUGCCAUGGCUGCUGCCUUUACGUCCAGCCCUGUCGCUUCACAGCCCCAGUUCACAGCCAUGAAUGAACCGCAGUGCUUCUACAAUGAGUCUAUCGCCUUCUUUUAUAACCGGAGUGGAAAGUAUCUUGCCACAGAAUGGAACACAGUCAGCAAGCUGGUGAUGGGGCUUGGAAUCACCGUCUGUAUUUUCAUCAUGUUGGCUAACCUCCUGGUCAUGGUGGCGAUCUAUGUCAACCGCCGCUUCCAUUUUCCUAUUUAUUACUUAAUGGCGAAUCUGGCUGCUGCGGACUUCUUUGCUGGGUUGGCCUACUUCUACCUAAUGUUCAACACAGGACCCAAUACUCGGAGACUGACUGUCAGCACGUGGCUCCUGCGUCAGGGCCUCAUUGACACCAGCCUGACGGCUUCCGUGGCCAACCUACUGGCCAUCGCAAUUGAGAGGCACAUCACGGUUUUCCGGAUGCAGCUCCACACGCGGAUGAGCAAUCGGCGGGUGGUGGUGGUGAUUGUGGUCAUCUGGACCAUGGCCAUUGUUAUGGGGGCCAUACCCAGUGUGGGCUGGAACUGCAUCUGUGAUAUUGAAAAUUGUUCCAACAUGGCACCCCUCUACAGCGACUCUUACUUGGUCUUCUGGGCCAUUUUCAACUUGGUGACCUUUGUUGUCAUGGUGGUUCUGUAUGCUCAUAUCUUUGGCUAUGUUCGCCAGAGGACUAUGAGGAUGUCUCGGCAUAGUUCUGGACCCCGACGGAAUCGGGAUACCAUGAUGAGUCUUCUGAAGACCGUGGUCAUUGUGCUUGGUGCCUUUAUCAUCUGCUGGACUCCUGGACUGGUCUUGUUACUCCUCGACGUGUGCUGCCCGCAGUGUGACGUUCUGGCCUAUGAGAAGUUUUUCCUUCUGCUUGCCGAGUUCAACUCUGCCAUGAACCCCAUCAUCUACUCCUACCGCGACAAGGAGAUGAGCGCCACCUUCAGGCAGAUCCUGUGCUGCCAGCGCGGUGAGAACACCGGCGGCCCCGCGGAAGGCUCGGACCGCUCCGCCUCCUCGCUCAACCACACCAUCCUGGCGGGAGUCCACAGCAAUGACCACUCCGUGGUUUAGGACAGGAACUAAGAUGAGAGGCGGUCGUCAUCCAUUGAGGGAUGAACAGCCUCCCCCUCCCCACAGGCCAGGGCAGGGUGGGGUGUGAGAAAGAGGAAAAAUACCUUCGUGUACUUAAACACUAACCCGUGGCAGUAUUUGUUCCUUGACCCACCAAGACGUGACAUAUAUUGGAAAAUUAGCUUAUGUGAUACCCCUCAUCCUGCUCCCAUUCCUUUUGAAAGUAGAAAGUGGAGAUCUUGCAAUGGAAUUCAUACGCAGACUCUGGAGUGUCCAUGUACACUACACUAACUAGUCUUCAAAAGAUUUUGUAUGGUUUGGUGCACGUCAGAAUAAAUUCUGACUAAUUGAAUCCACAACUUCAUUUACAUACAGGCUUCCCUUUUUUCUUCUUAAAGGAUACAUUUCAUUUAAUAAACAUGUUUAUGCCUGUCAGCAUGCUUGUGAUGGAUAAGACUGUAGACUGUUUUUAAAUGAUUUAUAACUCCAUUUUUUUCCUUAUGUUAGGAAAACUGUAAAUUAGAAUUACGUUUUUAGAAAGCAUGCAUGAAAAUGUAUGUAUGCAGUAUGCCAUACUUAAAAAGACAAAAGAGUAUUAAUUUUAAAUGUUCUAGGGAAUAGAAAAACCUAGAUUUCAAAGCCAGUAUUUGUUUAGGUUAUGAAACAAACAAUGAUCUAAUCACAAUAUUACCUUUUUUAUUAAAGUGUUGUAACAUGUGUAAAACAGGAAAUGUAAGUUUAUUAUCAGAAGAAUAUGUACUCUAUAAAAGUUAUAGAAGAUGAGCACAGUGGUGUGGUCCCACAUAUUUAUAGUACCCGAGUACAUUCUAAUUAUCAGUUCAUCAGAGGAAUUUUUUAAUAACCUGUGUUUUUCUGUAUUAUAAUACACAGUCAUUGUAGAAAACUUGAAAAAUACCGAAGUGUAUGAAACAGAAAAAAUACUGAUAAUAUCACAACCCAGAAGUAACCACAGUUAACAGCUUUUCCCCCUGUGUAUGCUAUAUGUAUAUUGUAUACCUUUUUAUAUAAUUGCAGUCAUACUGUAAACAAUUUUAUAACCAGUUUGUUUUUUUCCACUGCAGAAUUGCCACAUUUUCCUAUGGCAUUAAAAAUUUUACAAAAACAUGACUUUAAUGGCUAUAUAAUAUUCCAUUUAAUGGAUGCAACUCAAUUUAACCAUUCCUGUAUUGUUGGUUAUGUCUAAUUUUCACUAUUAUAAAUAAUGUUGCAAAAAUUUAUGUACAUAAAACUUUGUCCAUAUAAUUAUUUACUUAGGAUACAUUCCCGUGAAGGAUUUUUUUUUUUUAAAUGUGAAAUGUCUUUUUAUGCUCUUACCUUUUAUAAAAGAAGAUUUCCUACUUUUGCCCUGUGUGGGUGGCAACAGUGAGGAAAGCCAGUUAAAUUACCUUUUUACAAAGGAAAUACAGUGGUUACUUUAGUUGAGAGUGACUUUUUUUAUAUAACAAAAUGGACUAGAAACAAUCUGUUGUCACAAACAGCCAGGAUACCCUACUUAAUAUGUUUAGCAAUUCCAGAUUUCAUUUGAGCAACAAUGACCCAGCUCUUGGUAACCACAACUUUAAUGUAGAAUUGAAGAAAAUGCAAAGAAGUCAAACAUGCCGAAUGAAUAAAGGAUCACCUUCAUGUUAAACAGCUUCUGUAGCAAAAGGGUUGAGUGUGUCCGUACGUGACCAGAUGCUUACUGUGUGUUCUUUAGGGCCACCCCCACGGAUGCCACCAUGUUAGGUGAUGCCUAUUUAACGGUCCAGGUAAACUAAUUAUUGCAUCAGUUGGUAGUAAUAUGUAACCAGUAAAGUCACAGUCAUGAAGCAGGUGUGGGAAAGUUAGGAGUAUGUUUGAGAGAGAGAUGUCCAGGAGAAGAAUGUCUGUUUAGGAAGGAGGAAGUCAGCGUCUGGUCACCAUUUGAGCAGAGGGCACACUUAACAAGUGCCCAAACCAGGAGGAGGAUGGGGAAGCAGUUAGCAGAAAGGUGUCUGCACAGGUUUUAUGCAAAAUACAGAGCAUUUUAUAGAGGAAGGAAAGAAAUGAACUUGGACUUUUAUUCACGCACACUUACUCUGAAGAUGUGGACUAUUUGAAAUUUAAAAACAUGCUACGUGGACUUUAAUAAAUCAUCCUGAAUCAAUGUUUGGCAACGUA